Molecule: messenger RNA, 1851 nt
Organism: Ruditapes philippinarum (Manila clam)
Lineage: Eukaryota; Metazoa; Mollusca; Bivalvia; Venerida; Veneridae
Product: interferon alpha-inducible protein 27-like protein 2B
Exons: 4
Coding region: 43-582 (179 amino acids)
Cellular component (GO): membrane
Source: RefSeq, a predicted model, not a curated record
UUGCUUGUGUUCACGGACAAUAAGGAAAAAGAAAGAAAAAAAAUGACAGAAAAACAAGAGGAUUUUCUAAAAUCAUCUGAGGAGGUCAAACAUGAUUCUGAUAGUGAGGAGGUGUCUGAAGAGGAAAAUCAUGACAUGUCUGAUGAUGUGAUGGAACCAGAAGAGAAACAGCAGAAGACGAUAGAAGAGGAGAGUCAUACUGAAGAGCAAUCUUCAGUAAAGAAAUUUUUCUGGAGGAGGAUAUUACCAGGUGCUGCAUUAGGAGUGACUGCAGUUUGUGCAGCACCACUGGCUCUUGCUGCAGUUGGGUUCGGUGCUGGUGGCAUUGUUGGUGGUUCUUUAGCAGCUGGCAUGAUGUCGUCUGCUGCAAUUGCAAAUGGUGGAAGCGUUGCAGCUGGAGGUGUUGUGGCAGUACUACAGUCUGCAGGUGCUGCGGGAAUAGGUGCUGCUGCUAAUGCAGGUAUUUUUACUGUCGUGACAGGAACAACUGCAUUAGUAACAGAGGCAGGAAGUCAAAUCAAAGAUUUAGUUGAUGAAAAGAAAGAUGAAGUGAAACCUUGCAGUAAUCGUCAAACUAUGUAAAAUCCUUGCCAAUUGAAAACUGUUUUUGUAAAAAGACAGUUUGAUCAGAAUUAUGUGUUCUUGCUUUUUGUAGUGUUUACAAGUUCUAUUUUUACUGGACUUUUCAAACUUGGAUGAAUAAGAAUUAAAUGAAAAGCUAGACAAUGACAUUGAUAAUUGAAAAAUAAGCAUUGAAUAUACAUAAUGAUUAUAAGAACAUAUUGAAAUAAUUGUGUUCAAUCACCAUGUAUUUUCGGAAAUCAUCAAUUGGUAGUUUCACUUUUAUUUAUUUCCUUUUGUAUUUAAUGCAUUGUUCAUUAUUCUUGGCAAUUAUGUAGUUUAAGCUCCAUAUCUCCAGAUGAGCCAAAAUAUUUCAAGAACAUCAAAUGUUGAAGAUUUAUUAAAAGUAAAAAGAUUCUAGAAUCAAGCAUUAAUUUACAUGCAAUGUGCGACUAAUUACCGAAUUUAGGCCAGGUUGCUCAGGUGCAAAACUUUUCUUAAGAGUUUUCUCAGCAACUACUUACUACAGCCUCUUGAUAUUUGGUAUACAUCAUAAACAUGUAGCCUCAUACUGUCGGAUUCAAUUUCAGGUCUGUCGCUCAUCCACUUCUUGUUUACUGACUUAGUUAAAUUUUCAACAUUAAUGGUCAAUGGUAGGAAAUUUUUCGUAACAUUGAUUUUUUUCUCAGCAACUACUUAUCACAGUCCCUUGAUAUUUGGCAUACAGCAUUGACACAUAGUCCCUCCUUUUGGUCGUUUGCAAUGUGUAAAUAACAUUCUUAGUUCACUUCACAAUAUUUUACUUUUAAAUACAUUUUCAAAUAGCAUAAAUCUGGAGGUAUGCUGCAUUAAAAAUUGUAAAAUUGUUAUGGGAUAGGAUGACAAUUAUUGUGUAGGGUAGUUGUAGUUGUAAAUUUAAAUGUAUGUCAUUUGACAAUAUAUAACGUAAGUAUAUAUAAAGGUCACAGUAUGGAUGGGGUGAAAAAAGUUGUAUAUUUUUAAAGGUUAUUAAUUUAUUUCAAUUGGUGCUUAUAUUGUUAUACUGUUAAAAUUUGUUGAUUUUUUUUGUCACAAAAUGUAUCACAUUGUCAUUCAUGAAUUCUUUUUGUCACAUAAAAAUAUCAUAUUGCCGUGCAUGAAUUCUUUUUGUCACAUAAACUAUAUCACAUUGUCAUUCAUGAAUUCAUUUUGUCACAUAAAAAAUAUCAUAUUGCCAUGCAUGAAUUCUUUAUGUCACAUAAAAUAUAUCACAUUGUCAUACAUGGCAAUAAAACAAGGUAUCACAUGCAA